Molecule: messenger RNA, 336 nt
Organism: Linum tenue
Lineage: Eukaryota; Viridiplantae; Streptophyta; Magnoliopsida; Malpighiales; Linaceae
Source: the annotation of a GenBank genome assembly
AUGGCGAGAGGUUCUUCUCAGUCCCAAUCAUCCACCUCAACCGGCGGCGCCGCCCGUCCCGCCGUCACAGCCCCUCGGGGCUCCGCUGCCGCCACCGCCGGGAUGCGCCGACGCCGGCUCGGAGGUCCUUCGUCCGCUGCUUCUUCUGCCUCGGAAGGCGGCGUAGGAAGUUCCGGCGGGAACAUGCUCCGAUUCUACACCGACGACGCUCCCGGGAUCAAGAUCUCCCCCACCGUCGUCCUCGUCCUCAGCCUCUGCUUCAUCGGCUUCGUCACCGCCCUCCACGUCUUCGGCAAGCUCUACCGCAGCAAGCUCGUUCCGCCGGGAGCCCAGUAA